This is a messenger RNA of Sinocyclocheilus anshuiensis, 8802 nucleotides long. RefSeq names its product proline-rich coiled-coil 2C (gene prrc2c). Bases 470 to 8755 code for a protein of 2761 amino acids. The record is from RefSeq and is a predicted model, not a curated record. The transcript has 33 exons. Gene Ontology annotation, biological process: cell differentiation. NCBI's taxonomy places the organism in Eukaryota, Metazoa, Chordata, Actinopteri, Cypriniformes, Cyprinidae.
CUGCGCAGCGCCUGUACGCGGUGACGUCAGGCUCUCGUGGAUUGGCGCUCUGCCAUCUUUGAUUGUGCGACAGGCCGCGGCGCGAGCGCGGGGCCCUCUCUCGAGCGCACGAGAAACCGCUAACCGCCCGUUAUUCCUCGCCUCACACCGGCGGCGCGACCAGAGACGCAUACAGAGAAAGAAAACGACAGGGAGAGGGACAUAAACGCUUCUCUCUCUUUUGUGGAGGAGGUUUUUGUGGGUCGCUAACCUCUCGGCUAGCUGGGACUAGCAUAGCACGAGCUUUUGUAAUCCACAGCCGGCCUCGCUCUCUCACACACACGCUCAAACACACAAUACAAAGGGCCAGGACACAGACCUUCUGGACGGAAUAAACGAUAUACUUGAAGAGAGAAACAGGACCGGCGGAGACAGGGGCUGGUUCUGAGGGGUGAGGCCGCAGGACCAGACUCAAUGAGUUUCCAGCGAAAUGUCCGAGAAGUCAGGGCAGAGCACCAAGGCAAAGGAUGGCAAGACCAAGUAUGCAACCCUUAGCCUCUUCAACACGUACAAGGGCAAGUCUCUGGAGACCCAGAAAACUGCAGUUGCUGCCAGACAUGGGCUCCAAAGUUUGGGCAAAGUUGCGGUCAGUCGACGCAUGCCCCCCCCAGCUAACCUGCCCAGCCUAAAAGCUGAGAACAAAGGCAACGAUCCCAACGUUAGCAUCGUACCCAAGGACGGCAGCGGAUGGGCCUCCAGACAGGAUCAACCAGGAGACGAACGGCAACAAGAGACCCCUCCACCACAGCCUAAGCCAACUGUGCCCCAGACCUCUGAUGUCCCUCUGGGAGGCAGCCGCUCCUGGGCCAACAGCAAACAGUCUGGGCAGCUGGACGGAGCUCCUCGGAUGAGCAGUCAGUUCCAUCAGGAGUUUCCGAGUCUGCAGGCGGCGGGUGAGGAGGAGAAAUCAGGCGAUCAGGAAGAUGAACCCUAUGGGCCGGGCCCCAGCCUCAGGCCUCAGAAUGUGGGUAGCUGGCGGGAAGGUGGAGGCAAGAACUUAAACGUUGCUCCCAGCCCCUCAGAGACCGAUGGUAAGCCCUCUGAGGAGUCAGGCGUGGGUCGAGGCACACCAUCUCCCUCUGUGGACUCCGAUGAGGCAGGGAAACCCUCUGCUGGGGAGGGCAGAGAAAAGAGAGAUGCCAGAGACAGGCUCCCACCUACUGCCCCUCAGCAUAAACUUAAUGGUGGCCAGCCAACGGCAAGAGGAAUGUCAUCUCAGUUCCAUGCUGCUCAGUUCAGGAGCAUGAUGCCACCAUAUAUGUUCAAUGCUUACCCUCGAGGGCCCUUUCCUCCUGUACAAGGCAGCUUAAGGUACCCUGGACAACAGGAGAUGUCUAAGGGUCCACGGUCUGGUCUAAGACCCUCCCAGCCUCCCUCUCAGUCAUGGCUGCAGGAUCCAGACAGGCCAUCAAUUGUUAGUGCCACUGAACUAAAAGAGCUAGACAAUCUGGACACUGAUGCUGAUGAGGGUUGGGCAGGUGCUCAAAUGGAAGUUGACUAUACUGAGAAACUGAACUUUAGUGAUGAUGAGGAGAACCAUUCGGCUAAGGAGAAAGGCAAUAACUGGGAGUGGAUGACUAAAGUUGAUCGCAUGCGGUCAAGAAACACUGGUGUUCAGGAGGGAUGGAAGGAAGGAGAAGAGGAGAGGCGUGACCGCAAGAGCUCAUGGCCUGAAAGUGGAGACCCCAGAGCUCCCUCCCCUGGCAAUAUUGUCCAUUAUAGCAAGACGGUUCCUCCACAAGAACAACAGGGCCAAACUGUUGGACGUUCUGUGGGAAGUGGUGGUCCCCGUGUUACAAAGUUACCCACAACAGCACCCCCUGCUGGUGAGGAGGAAACGGAAGCAUGGCGACAGAAACGGAAGAAGCAGUCAGAGCUCUCAGAAGCAGUAGAACGUGCUCGCAGACGGCGUGAGGAGGAGGAACGCCGCAUGGAAGAACAAAGACUUGCUGCAUGCAAAGAGAAACUCAAACAACUUGAGGAGAAACGACGACCUUCAGCUACAGAAACUACUAAACCAAUUACACAAGCUCAUUGUGAUCACCAGGAAGUGACUGAAACUGUGCCUAAACAACCUGCUGAAACUCCACCCCCUCAGCCUCAACCACCACCUUCCCCUGCACAGCAACCCUGCCCUCCCAUGCCAACCCAUGAAAGGACAGAGCCCACUGUGGAGGAGGUGCCACAAUUUGUUACCCGACAACCUAGCCCUCCUGUCCAUAGCACUGCCCCAGAACCCCAAAGCAAGGUUGAUACUGCUGUAACAGAGGAGAUGCAUAGACGGGUGGAGAGACAACCAAUGAGAGACUACUUCAGUACUGAGGAGCCCAGAGUUGAGGAGCCUUCGUUGUCUUUAUCCAGACUGGAUCAUUCUGUUAGUGAAGAUGCACCUCUUCCGUCUCAACUGGAAAAUGAGGGAGACCCUGGGACUGCUGUUCGCUCUUCUGUCACCUCUGGAUACUCAAAACAGUUCCAGAAGUCUUUACCACCAAGGUUCCUUAGACAACAGGAACAGCUUAAACAACAACAGUGGCAGCAGCAGCAACAACAGCAGCAGCAGGGUGGAGGGGGUCCAGUCUCUCCCUCAGGGGGUUCAGUUCCCCCUCAGCACAGAUCCUUAUACCAACCUCUCGGCCCCCACCACCAACACCUUGCCUCAAUGGGCUUUGACCCACGCUGGCUAAUGAUGCAAUCUUACAUGGAUCCUCGUAUGAUGUCUGGGCGGCCACAAAUAGAUAUGCCUCCUAUGCACCCCGGGAGAAUGCCUCCUAAGCAACUGGUACGAAGAGAGCCCACAGACAACAGCAGCUCUGGAUCAGACACUUUUGAUCAUCUGACCCGACCAAUCCGAGAACACGGAGUUCCCAAUGAGCCUCGAAUGGUCUGGGGUUCUGACCCAUAUCCCUCAACAGAGCCCCUGCCCUCUUCUGCAACCGUAAAAGGGUGUGAAGAUGGCAAGGAGACAAGAUUGGAUGCUGGUCUGGAGCUGGAUAGAGGUCUAUCAGGUGUCUACCCUCAGGACCAUAGCCCACUAGAGCCUAGGGGCAAGAGCGACUUCUUCAGGGAUUCUUCUGAAACCUUGUCUGCUUUUAGUCAUGUUUCGGAAGAGGUUCCAGGUCUCCUGCAGACUGACAGAGCACCAGUCAUCUCUUCUUUUGAACCUGAGGAGGCUAACCUCUCUGGUGCAGAUGAGGUUGAAGCCAUUGGACAGGCUGUAUUGAAACGGAGUAUCUCUCAAGGCUCCAGUCACUCUCUGAAACUGGAAGAGCCCAGAUUUGAAGGACUUCCCAUAGUACAGAAAACCCUGGACUUCCCUGAUACUGUGGAAAGACCAGAGGACAAGUCCAGAAAGGAGCCAUUUGGACAAGGGUCUGUAAUCAACAGCCGUUCCACGCCUCCUGUGGCUAAUGAUGGUAUGCACAAAACCGACAAGCUCACUUUACCUGCACCCAGCAAGCAGAAGUCAGAGAUGCGCUGGGGAUCCCGUGGAUCUGGAUCUGGAAGGAGAGAGGGUCCCGGAGGGGAGCGGCCAGUGAGGAGAUCUGGACCUAUUAAGAAACCUGUGCUGCGAGACAUGAAGGAAGAGAGGGAACGGAGAAGAGAGAAAGAAGAACAGCACGAACGAGGGGAGCGAUCCAAAAAAGAGGAAGCUGCACCCAAAGGUGCUGCUUCAGCUGCUGUAGAAGCAUCUGAUGGACCGAAGCCCUCUGGUGAUGGGAAGAAAGUAGUGAUAGAACCUGAAGUGGGAGUAUCAACUGGUGGAACGAAGUCCAGAGAUCUGCAGGCAACUGUAUGUCCUACAGCCACAACUGUUGCUGAGGAUAAACCAGACAACCAGACAAAAUUUAAUGCUAAACGUUCUGAACCCAAACUACCAUCUCGCAAAGACUCCAAUCUCCCACCCAGAGCUUACCGCAGAGACGAGAGGGAGCGAGACAGAGAACGAGACCGAGAGAGGGACAGAGAUGUGGAACGAGAGAAGGACUGGCCUUCUGAUUUUAAAGGCCGUGGUCGGGGAGAGUACUAUUCCCGUGGCCGGAGUUACAGAGGCAGCUACGGUGGGAGGGGCAGAGGUAGCCGUGGUCGGAGUCGAGGUGACUACCCUUACAGAGAGCCACGGUCACGCUCAGACUUGCCAUUAAGUGCCACCGGGACAGCUAGUUUCCGCUGCAGAGAGGAGAGUGAAACCCGUAGCGAGAGCUCAGAUUUUGAAGUCUUGCCUAAGCGUAGACGCAGACGAGGCUCGGACACAGACUCUGAAAGUGAAGGCAGAGAAUCUGCCAGUGACACUGGACCAUCAGAUCGCGAGCCCAGCUCCAAACCGAGCAGGCUGCUCCAUCGUGAGCUGCCGGAAUCUCGCUCCUCUAAAUCUGCCUCUGGAUUUGCAACCGGAAAUCUUUCUGAAAAACAUGGGCCUCGUGAUGAGGAUGGGCGACCUAAACCAGGUUUUCUUUUAAAGGGUGAGGCCACACGGCGAGGCAAGGGAGGCUUGCACAACAGGCGAGGUGGUGGCAGGGAACGAGGUGGCCACAGAUCUGUUCCUUUCCGUCGGGCCCCUGUUAAAGAGUCCUCACAGUGGCCCUCGAAGCCCAUGGAGACCUUUCGGCCAGAGGAAGCAGAGACCUUGUGCACUGAUAGCAUCCCCUCUGAAAGACGGCACACCAAAUAUGACAACAAGAAAAUUGGAGAGGGUGGACAAAGCUUACGGGAGAGGCCCCGGAGACCAAGGGCAGCCCGUCCUCCCAGACAGGACAAGCCCCCACGAUUUCGGAGGCUUAAAGAACGUGAGGCAGCAGUGUUUGCUGGGGAAGCUACUCCUGGUGUGCCAGUACCUACAUCGGUCUCCCCAAUGCUGUCUAAAGCUCCUGGAACACUGGUCACUUUGCCAGAGGGGGUGGCUGAUACCAGUACAGCACCUUCUCUCACUCCUGAUGUGACUCCCCCUGAACUUCCUGUCACAGAGACGGUUGUUCCUGAAAUGGGAGCCACCACUGUAGUUGCUGCUGGCAACAAAUCACCUGACUUGUCCAAUCAGAACUCUUCUGACCAGGCCAAUGAGGAGUGGGAGACGGCCUCUGAGAGUAGCGACUUCAACGAAAGGAGAGAGCGAGAGGACAAGAAGCAGCUUGAAGCAGCCGUGACCGCUAUCACUACUACUUCCUCCUCUGUGCCCACACAGAUCUCUGGGGGACAGAACAAAUCACCCACAGAAAGUGUGGCAAUCUCAAAACGGGAGAUAGCCUCGGCAGCCAAGAGGAGCUUCUCUAGCCAGCGGCCUGUGGAUCGACAGAACCGAAGAGGAAAUAAUGGGCCUAAAACGGGUCGAGGGUACCCUGGAGGCAAGAGCGAGAGAAGGGGAGGAUCUGGAGCCAAAUCGGGACGGAGGGGUGCUGCUGCUCAAAAUGCAGAGACCGCUCAGGCUAGUACAGGUCAGAAAGCUGGGAAAGAACCAGCUCCCAGCCGCCGGAAAGAGGAAGGAAAGCAAGCCGUCAAAAAACCCAAAGAAAAAGAAAAUGCUUUGUCUCAGUUCGAUCUCAACAAUUAUGCCAGUGUAGUGAUCAUUGACGACCACCCAGAGGUCACAACACUGGAGGACCCUCAGUCUAACAUGAAUGAUGACGGGUUCACAGAGGUUGUUUCACGGAAACAGCAGAAACGUUUGCAGGAUGAGGAAAGAAGGAAGAAAGAAGAGCAGACUGCACAGAAUUGGAGUAAAAAGGGCUCUGGAGAGAAGGGCAGGGGAGGUGGUGGUUCUAAACUCCCGCCGCGAUUUGCCAAAAAGCAGCAAGGAUUGGCAGCAGGACAACAGCAACCAUCGGCUCCAGCUCCACAGACCCAGUCUGUCCCUCAGCAGCCUCAACCACAGCCAGCUAUCUCUGUGUCGCAGCACAACCUGCCUGCCUCCAACCAGAGCACUAGCUCACCCCAGCCUCUUGAGGGCGCUGUGGCACCUCUGGCCCCCACGCCUGUAGACUUCCCUGCCAAGAGUCAGACACACAACCCCCUGGGUACAGAAUUGUGGGAGAACAAGGUGGCUGGCUCCGCUGUUCUCUCCGAUGUCAAGAAACUUGGACCUAUCAGCCCUCCCCAGCCUCCCUCUGCCAGUGCCUGGAACAAACCCCUCACUUCAUUUACUGGGACCAUUACACCUGAGGGUGUGAAAGCGGGAACAGAACACCUUGAGCUGGGCAUGGAUAGCAUCCAGUUUGGUGCCCCUUCUUCAGCAGGCAGCACUGACAGUGACGGAGUGCCCGCCCUGCUAGAGAAAACCUCUGACAAUAAACUACCCGAACCCAAAGAGCAAAGACAAAAACAGCCUCGUGCUGGACCUGUCAAACCUCAGAAGUUACCUGACAUCCCCCCUCCAGAGCACAAGGAAUAUAAACCUGGUCCCAUUGGUAAAGAGCGUUCGCUCAAGAAUCGUAAAGCUGCCAAAGAUGUGCGUCAGUCCGAUGGAGAGGGCCUGCAUAAAAAUGGAACUAGAGGCAGCCGAGACAGAGACUCCAGCUCACCCACUAAAGACAAAGUUCCUGAGCUGGGUGGAGACAUUGAGGGCAUGAUCACUGCUCCAUUAGCAGAAUACUCCAGCAGCUCUAAGGAAUCAGUGACUGACUACACAAUCCCAUCUUCCUCGUUAGCAGACAAUGUCCCCACUGCAGGGACCAAGAUGGAGAAGAGCCUUGUGACACCUGUGGCGCUCCCACACCCAUUGCCUAUUCAGCGAAGAGAAGCCCUGCAGCAGAGCUCCAGCCUUGCCACAGUCUCUCCUGCUACUGUUGACCUCACACUUAAAAUGGAAUCUGCGCGCAAGGCUUGGGAGAACUCGCCUAGUCUUGUGGAAAAGAGCUCUCCUGUCACCUCCUCUGCUUCCCCCAUCACCAGUGGAGGAGGAGCAGGCAGUGCCUCCUUCAAUUCCUUCUCCAGUGCUUCAGUGCCUCAGAUACCUGUGGCCUCGGUCACCCCCAGCACCUCCCUGUCCGGAUCUGCAACCUACACAACGUCCUCUCUCAGCACGAAGAGCACAUCAGCUUCUGACCCUCCCAACAUCUGUAAGGUGAAGCCCCAGCAGCUGCAGAGUUUAGGAAUGUCCAGUGCUAACUUCUCGCAGCUGGGCUGUGCGCCUUCUCUGUUACCACAACAGCAGCAGCAACAGACCCCACAGGUGUUUGUAUCCCAGUCUGCAGCAGGUUCUGCAGCCCAAAUCCCAGCCUUCUACAUGGACACCAGCCACUUGUUCAGUACGCCCCACCCUCGCUUGGCUCCUCCCUCUAUAGCCCAGCAGCAAGGCUUUCAGCCUGGACUCUCACAGCCUACAGCGGUGCAGCAGAUCCCAAUCCCUAUUUACGGUCCUCUGCAAGGGCAGCACCAGCACCAGCACCAGCACCAGGCCCAGCUGAGCCUCAACGCUGGACCUCCGGUGUCUCAACCUCAAGACCUCUUCAGCUCCUCCAUACAGCCCUACAGGUCUCAGCAAGCAUUCAUGCAGAACAGCCUCUCCCAGACGUCUCCCAUGAUGCUGUCUGGGACGCCACUGCACAGUUACCCUGGAGUGCAGCCCCCAGAAUUGGGUAAGCCUCAGUCCAACCUGGCCUUCCAGCAGACAUCAAACACCCAACAUAUCCCCAUCCUGUUUGAGCCCCAGCUGAAUCAGCCCUCUGGCAUGGGAGGAUCACAGCUCAUAGACACACAUCUACUGCAGCGUCAGGGAAUGAGUCAGCACUCAAACCUGUUCUCCGGACAAGUCCAGCAGCAGAGCAGCUACUACAGCUCAACACAAAGUCCCAGCUCUGCCCUACAGCAGAUGACGGUUUCCAUGCCAGGUUCACAGUUAUCUUUGCCCAACUUCGGCUCUGGUGGUGGUCAGCCACUCUUGGCUUUGCCUCAGUCCUUACCUCCGACCCUUCCCCAAGUCCCGCCCCCCAGCCUCAACCGCCAGCCCGCCAGCAAUCCGCCCUAUCGUGGCCUUUUUGGCCAGAAUACACACAGCAUGAUGCAGCCUUCCAAUAAGAUGUGUGAGAUGGAUCUGAAGCUCUUCAGUGGUGGAAUGGAUAUGAAGCCUGGAACUCCACCUGUCAGCGCCAGAAACACUACCCCCACUUCUAGCCCUUAUAGGGCGAGCUCCACAAGCCCCAGUAGUCAGUCUAGCAAGAUGAGCAGCAUGCUGUAUCCCAAACAGUUCCAGUCGGGCUCAGCAGGAAUGCGCAUUGCCCAGCACUUCCCAGGACAGUUCAACCCACAGAUGUUGUCUCAGGCUAACAUGGUGUCUCCAUUGCUGCGUCCACCCCAUACAAACUCCUUUCCUGGAGGGGUGCAGCGUUCACCAAUGGGUCCACCUAUGUCCCCUAAUUUGAGUGGGGGUCUGAUGCCCCAUCCCAGACCCCAGCAUCCUCCACGUGGAACUUCUGGUCCCUCAUUGGCACCACGUGGCACACAGACUGCCCUGAAAGCAGAACAGGACCUUAAGGCUAAACAAAGAGCUGAGGUAUUACAGUCAACCCACAAGUUCUUUUCUGAGCAACAACAACUCAAGGCUCUAGUCAGCAAGCCAACCCGCAUAGAAGGAGCAGGCAAACCCACCGACAGCAUCACUUCAAAUCACCAGGGGGCGCCAUCUGACCGCACAGAGUCUGACAAACCUGCACCUCUAGCAACAACCAAACCCAUCCGGACAGGUCCGAUCAAACCACAGGCCAUCAAACCAGAAGAGAGCAAAUAGUCGUUACUGCUUCAGAAAAGACAGAUGGAUGGAAGGAUGGACUGAGA